Dipodomys ordii (Ord's kangaroo rat) is the source of this 1859-nucleotide messenger RNA. It is a transcript of the gene Bco2, whose product is annotated as beta-carotene oxygenase 2. Gene Ontology annotation, molecular function: beta-carotene 15,15'-dioxygenase activity; carotenoid dioxygenase activity. Gene Ontology annotation, biological process: retinal metabolic process; carotene catabolic process. The transcript has 12 exons. The coding region runs from base 140 to 1801 and encodes 553 amino acids. The record is from RefSeq and is a predicted model, not a curated record. Gene Ontology annotation, cellular component: mitochondrion. NCBI's taxonomy places the organism in Eukaryota, Metazoa, Chordata, Mammalia, Rodentia, Heteromyidae.
AAAGCUGCCAGGAAGCCUGAGGAUUUGGAGAACACUGGAUCUGCUGCUGCUGCUGCUGAACUGUAUUCAAAAACUGUUUCCUUGAAUCUGUCUCCGUUUUGUCAGCAGUCUUUGUACCACCACUGUGGGUUUUCUUUCUAUGGUAAUGCGCCAGCUCUCAGCAAUGAAGAAGUACACUGGGAAUACUCAUGUGAAAAACACUAUCUCGGGACAGCGGCAGAAUCUGCCAUGCAUUGCACCACUGGUGACCACGGUGGAGGAGACUCUACAGACCAUCUCUGCUCAAGUCCAAGGGCAUAUUCCUAAAUGGCUCCAUGGCUAUCUCUUUCGAGUUGGACCUGGGAAGUUUGAGUUUGGGAAGGAUGAGUACAAUCACUGGUUUGAUGGAAUGGCUUUGCUUCACCAGUUCAGGAUGGAGGAAGGCAGUGUGACAUACAGGAGCAAGUUUCUACAGAGCGACACAUACAAAGCCAACAUGGCUGCUAAUCGAAUUGUGAUCUCAGAAUUUGGCACCCUGGCUCUUCCGGACCCAUGCAGGAAUAUUUUUGAACGUUUCAUGUCUAGGUUUGUACCUCCAGUCAUGACGGACAACACCAAUGUCAACUAUGUGAAGUACAAGGGCGAUUACUACAUUAGCACCGAGACCAAUUUUAUGAACAAAGUGGACAUCGAAACUCUGGACAACACAGAGAAGGUGGACUGGAGCAAAUUCAUUGCUGUGAAUGGAGCAACCGCACACCCUCACUUCGACCCUGAUGGAACAGCAUACAAUCUGGGGAACUCCUAUGGGCCACGAGGUUCCUGCUAUAAUGUUAUUCGGGUUCCCCCAGAGAAGAGCAACCCAGAAGAGACAAUUCACGGUGCUCAGGUGAUAUGCUCUAUUGCUCCUACACAAGCCAUGAAGCCAUCCUACUACCACAGCUUUGGAAUGACAAGGAACUACAUAAUCUUCAUCGAACAGCCUCUAAAGAUGAAUCUGUGGAAAAUUGCCACUUCUAAAAUUUGGGGAAAGCCUUUUUCCGAUGGGAUAAGUUGGGAACCCCAGCAAAACACACGGUUUCACAUUGUGGAUAAACACACUGGGCAGCCUCUUCCAGGGAGGUACUACAGCAAAUCUUUCAUUACUUUUCAUCAAAUCAAUGCCUUUGAGGACAAAGGUUGUGUUGUGAUCGAUAUGUGUUGUCAAGAUGAUGGAAAAGUUCUGGAUGUCUAUCAACUACAGAAUCUCCGGAAAGCAGGUGAAGGGCUCGAUCAGGUGUACAGCUCAGUAGCCAGAUCUUUCCCCCGAAGGUUUGUCUUGCCCCUUGACAUCAACAAGAAUGUCCCAGAUGGACAGAACCUCAAUCCCCUCUCCUAUUCGUCAGCCAGUGCUGUGAAGCAGCGUGAUGGAAAGAUCUGGUGCUGUCACGAAGAUCUACAUCAUGAGGAUCUAGAGUUGGAAGGGGGAAUUGAAUUUCCUCAGAUCAACUAUAGCCAAUUCAAUGGCAAAAAGUAUCGUUUCUUCUAUGGCUGUGGCUUUCGGCAUUUGGUGGGGGAUUCUUUGAUCAAGGUUGAUGUGGUGGAAAAGACUUUGAAGGUUUGGCGAGAAGAUGGCUUUUAUCCUUCAGAACCGGUGUUUGUACCAGUACCAGGAUCUGGAGAAGAAGAUGGUGGAGUUAUUCUUUCUGUGGUAGUGACUCCCAACCAGAAUAAGAGCAAUUUUCUUCUUGUCUUGGAUGCCAAGAAUUUUGAAGAAUUAGGCCGAGCAGAAGUACCUGUGCCAAUACCUUAUGGGUUCCACGGAACAUUUGUACCCAUCUGAUGGAGCAGCCACCGGGUCUGGGGACUAGACUUACCCGAGAUUCUCCCUAUAGAAGACA